Messenger RNA from Cyprinus carpio (common carp), 7086 nucleotides. RefSeq names its product mesothelin a (gene mslna). Gene Ontology annotation, cellular component: cell surface. The record is from RefSeq and is a predicted model, not a curated record. Gene Ontology annotation, biological process: cell-matrix adhesion. NCBI's taxonomy places the organism in Eukaryota, Metazoa, Chordata, Actinopteri, Cypriniformes, Cyprinidae.
UCAGUUAAUAGCGCACCUGCUGAGCUGAGCUGACUGACACGCACAGAUACUCAUGAAGAGGGGUGUCAGUGUGAAAAUGGCGCGCUUUCCACUUUCUGCACUUGUUGCACUAGGAUUGUUCACACUGAUAAACGGCCAGUGUCGUGUGGACUUUCAAAAUGGCACAAUUUCCAACAAUGGUUCAUCAUGCGCUCCAUUCUCAGAGGCAACGCUCAAUAACACUCUCUUCUGCUCCGGGAUACAACUUUCAGAUUCAUCACAGGGAAAUCUCAAAAACCUCAAAGCAUUUACUGAUGCUGCCUUUGAUUUGUAUACAUUGCUGAGAUCUAAACUUGACGUAAGUCAAGUUGUGAAGAACAUCAAUCAAGUCAGGACGAAUGGCUCAAUAGUGGGUUCACUGAGUGAUGUGAAUUUUGCGAGGCUCUGGUUCCAAGUGAAGCUCAAUCCAUACCUGUCUUCACUGUCCAAAGACACGCUCUCCUGUCUGAGUCAAAGCAGCCUCACCUGCCAGAGCUUCCAAGCGCUAGUGAAGGAUCUAAGCUCGCAGAUUGGUCCUGAAAGACAAAGGAUGGUGUAUCAGAACUUCGUGAAACCUUUUCUGGCAAGAAAUACAUCUGACGCUGGCUGCGUGAACAGUACAAACACCACUGAGGAAUGGCUUCCGCUGAACUUUCAAACAUUCUCUGCUAGCGCAAGUCUGGGAGAUUUCUCAGCUCUGAACCCAAAGUUUGAUGGGCUGCUUGUCCUAGAUCAGCUCACCCCAGAGCAGAAAGCUGAGCUGAUGUUUCAGCUAGAGGCAUCUGCUAAGCUAAAUAUCGAUGCCAUCACUAAGAUCUUCGGGAACCUCUUGAAGCCGCUUUUUAACACGACACUUAAUGUGACUAGUGCCAGCUCAAAUGGACCUGAUAAGAAUCUCAGUGAUUUCCUGGUUUCUUUGAGACCAUUUGGAAGAUUCAUCAGAUCAUGUGUGAACAUUGCUCAGACGACAAGUGUCAGCAGCAUCAGAAACGAAACGAUACUGCUUCUGGUGAACUGGACUAUGAAUUAUGACAGCCAAAUCUCAAAUAAUUUCAGCAUCAGCAACUUCAGUGAUUGGUCCCAAUUUGUGGUUGCUCCUGUGAUGAAGAAAUUUCUGCAAAUUAACCAGAGUUUACCAAAUAAUUUCACAGCAAUAACCAACUUUUUAUUUGCUGCAGAACCUCAAAUCACAGAGCCUGUCGACAACUGUAAAUUCACCAGCAGUAACAGUUUCUGUCAAACAUCACAGACUGAAGAGAAUCUGGCGAAAUCGAUUAAUUGUGUCGCUCAAUCAAAUCUGAUCUUCACUGAGGAAAACCAAAAGCUUCUGAUUACUGAGCUCUCCAGGACACUGCAGACACUGACGUCCAAAUUGAUGACAAACUCCUCUCAAAACAUCACAGCCUUGUUUGCAGAACUGCCAGCAGAAAGCUUCACAUCUGGAAAUCUUGAUGAUGUGGAUUUCAUGAGAUUCUGGUUCCAAAUUAAGAUGAAGCCCCUUCUACCUCAAAUUCCACGUGAAUUCCUGUCUUGCUUCAACACACGUGGCUUCAGCUGCCAGGCCUACAGGGCACUUUAUGUGGAACUAAAUAAUAAUUCUGGACUGAUGGAUAGUGCAACACAGAUGUCUGUCCUCAAGGACUUCAUUUUUCCAUUCCUGUCGAAACGUCAAAGCACAGGUGUCGACUGCACAUUGCCAUUUACCAACAGUGUGGACUUCAUCCUGCAAAACUUUGGCAGUUUCUCUCCGUUGGUUCAACUUCAGGACUUUUCCAAUUUCAGCCGCAAUUUUUCAGCUGUGGAUGCUCUUCCUGUUCUCACAAUGGGCCAACUGGUGGAACUGGUGUUCAAUCCUCCUGCUAAACCAGAAGACAGAAGAGACAUCCUCACAAGAGUCUUUGACUUCCUUCUUCAAGCCCCCAACAGAGACAAACUUAACAACUUCCUCCCGUCUCUUCAGACACAGGCCAGAAAGGCCAACUUCAGUUGUGAUAACUACAAAGUCAUCUUUGAGAGGAUUGAUCAGGCAUUAUCAUCAAUCGCUCCUAACCAGUCUGAAGCCCUGCUGACGAUCAGAGACUCAGUGAUGAUGAUUCCUCCUGAUAAUUGCAUCGAGAAAGCGAGCACUUGCAUAACAACUCCUGUAGAUGAGGCGGCUCUCUGUGCAGGUGUCGACAGCGCUGCUUUGAAUCAAAUCUUGAACAGAACGCCUCAAAAUGCAACAGGACUUUGUAACUUCACUGUGUUGCAGUUUGCCUGUCAACCAGUGCUGUCGCAGUUAAGCUCUCAACAAGUGGCUGACCUUUUGGCUUGCAAACUGUCCAGCAAUGUGACAAAAGACACCUGGAAGCUUUUCUUCACCAAAAUAGGCACAAAUCUUGAUGAUGCACUGCUGAAAAUUUUCAACAACACUCCCAGUGCCAGCAAUGCGUCUUUGUCCAAUGUGCUGGAUGUGAUUGCUGAUGUCCGGAUCAAUCGCCUUAGUCCUCAGAGACUGAGAGAUCCUGCCUUUAUUCAGUCAUGGUUCCAGGGGCGACUAAAUCCCUUCUUACCAUCACUAUCUCAAAGUCUCCUGUCCUGCCUCAGCACUAAAAACCUCACCUGUGAAACAUACCGCACUAUCACUACGACGUUUGUGAAUGCACCUCUACGAGAUGGACAAGACAUUUGCAAUCCACUGCAACCCACUCAAAGACAGGAUCUGAUCUACACAAACUUCAUGAAAGCCUUCCUCUCUCGCAGUGACAUUAAUGAUCUCGGCUGCCUUAAUAACACAGCCAACAGUACGCAGUGGGUCAACAGAAACUUUGGGCCAUUCGUUCAGUCAGCUACCCUAAAGGACCUUGAGGCACUGAACAGAAACUUCAGUGCGAUGGAGGUUCUACCUCAACUGAGUCUAAGACAACUAUUUGAGCUUUCUGUCAGUACUCGGGUAGUAAAUGAUCCACAAAGCAUCAUCAGUGUCAUGCAGCAAGUGAAGGAUUGCCAGCUUCCUGUUUUCUUUGACCUCUUUUCCCCGAAUGUGCAGAACAUCUCUCUCACCCAAGAUGUAAAAGCAGCACUGAUUAAACAGAUAUUUGAAAGAGCCAACCUGUCUAAUCUAAACAUCACAAAUCAGGAAGUUGACGUUUGGAUCCAGAAGAGAUUAAAUCCUCUGUUAACCAACCUUUCAGAAAGCCUUGUGUCUCCAUUUUUCACCAUCCUCAACAAAAGGGACUGCAAUAUCACUCAAUCCACACUGGGGCUCUUAGAUGCUGUUCGACCUUCAUUACCCAAUAACACAAAAAAUGCAAUCUACAAUAGCAUUCUUCAAUCCUUCAUAGGGCCACAGCCUCUGAGGUGCUACAGAAACAACAGCUUUAUCAAGUUCUUAAACGAAAGCCUGUAUGGCUUCGGGCCGCUUCCAAAUCUGAACAUCUUCCUCUCUCUGAUACCACCAACACGGAGAUCUGAGCUUGUAAACUCCAUAGCUCCUUCUGAGCUGGGAAGCUACUUGAGACAGCCGGAAGUGGUGAACAACGGUUCCCAAAUCUGUGUGAUCUUUAACAACUUUACCAGAACGCCUGAGUUCUUGGAUACGGAAGAGGUUCCAGAUGAUGUUAAAAGCACCAUCCUUCCCUGUGUCUGGCCUCUGGCGUUGACAAGUGACAAUGAGACAGAGAUUGAUCUGUGGUUUAACCGUAGACUGAAGCUGUACUUGAAGUUCCUGAACAAAGAUACAAUUAGAUCAAAAGACACACUGAGCGCAUCAUGCCAAUCAUACAAGAAAAUGGUCAGUGUCUUAGGCAGCAAUUUCACCUUUAAUGGUUCUCAGAUUACCACUGAGGAUGUGUACGCCACCAUCAAGACAUAUCUGACAGCAGACACUCAAGCAAAAUGCUACAACUCCUCUGAUGCAAGAUUGAAUUCAACUGCAUGGUUUGUCAACCAUAUUGGUGUAUUCAUAACUUUAUUGACUCUGGACGAUCUCUACUCUUUCGGCCCCGAGAGCACGAUGAAACUCUUCGCUGUGAACCCUGAAAACAUAAAGUUGUUCAAUCAAAAGGCACUUCCAAAGAACGUCACCAGCCGCUACACUGAACUCAUCUUUCUACAAAACAGCAACUUUAAUCUUUUUGACUUGCCCUCGUUUUUGCAGUGCGAUGCCCCAGUAUCGACAUUCACUAAACUAAAUGAAAAUCAAACUAAUGUCAUUCUUGGAAACUUCAAGACAUCUUGCUCCAAUGUGGAUCCUGCGAUAUCUGCUGCCCUUACGGGAAACAUCAAGACCAUAGAUGCUAGUACUAUUACCAGCUUGGGAAGCCAAAUUGUUGGCAUAACAGCUACACAAAUAAACUUAGCACCUCCGUCGGUUCUCAUCAGUAGUCUCUCAACGCUGGGCAAUACGUCUGGAUGGUCCCUCGGACAAGCCAAGGCAAUCAUAGGAGUGCUUCUCAUUGGAGAUUUCAAGAUCAACACUCCCAGCAGUUUGCUGAGUCUUGGAUCCCUGAUUGGAGGGAUUCCUUCAACAGUCCUGACAAUCCUUAGUCCGACAGUAAUUCUUGAAACAUCUAAAAACACAGAAUUUGUAAAAAACAUACUGGCUGCCCCAGAGAUUGUUCAAAUGACCUUUGUGAGCCAGCUUAUCAAAGUGGGAUCAACAGCAUCUGUCUUAAUGGCAAACAUUCCCAGUGACUUGGCCAUUCAAAUUCCAAGAAAGUUCCUGGAGAUUACCACCGAUGUAAACAAAACAGUUCUGAUAGAGUUUAACAAAAAAAAGUGGAAACCUGAGCAGGCGGUUCUUUUCUUUGAUUCUGUGGCAGAUGCUUUUGAACAGCCUGAUGACCUGUCAGUGGAAGUUUUGCAAGGAUUUACUUGCUCACGAGUGCAGUCAAUGAACCAAACCAAAGUCAAAGGCCUGAUCAGAGCCUGCCGAGGCAGACCAAGCAGAUCUAAGGUGAUAUUGAGCGAGACUCAGCUGACUUGCAUGUAUAACAUUAUUAGAAAGGAAUCGGUUAUCGAUUUUGAAAACUAUCAUCCAGAUAUGUUGCUGUACCUCAAUUAUGAAACACUCAACAAAACCUUCUGCAAGGCAUAUUUUACUCAAGUCGGCGCUGCAGAUCUCUCAGUCUUUUCAAGCACACUGAGUGGAAGAAGGGACAUUUUGUUGAAUAACGCUAUAGAUUGCUUGGGCAUUAAUGGAACAAGCAUCAAGAAAGAGGAUCUGACAGUGCUGGGCAACUUGGUAUGUGCUGUGAGCAGUGAUGUCAUCAAAAACUCAGACCCAGAAAUCCUUGAGAACUUGAAGAACUGCAAAGAUCUCUCAGAUUCGCAAAUAUCAGCCAUGCAAGAGCUUCUUAUGAAGGGAACGUCAAAAUAUGGACCAACAAGCAAUUGGAAUCAGAAAACACUUAAUGAUCUGGGAAUUAUGCCUUUGUACUUCUCACAAAGCUUUUGGCAGUCAUUCAGAGAGAGUGAUUUAGCCAAGUUCUUCAAAACCUUCUUUAAAUUUGUGCGUGGACAAAACACACCAAAGCCACAACUGAAAAGGCUGUUUAGAGCAAUCAUUGUAACCUCAUUCAGAGCCAAGAGGGCAGCUGAAUGUACUAAGGGCAGCAUCACUAGUCUUACCAUCAGGGAUGAUGCCUUCCCCUUUGGAUAUGAUGAGGUGCAGUUCGGCCUGUGUCUGAGUUCAACCGUGGUGAAGGAUAACCUCGCUAGCCUGUGUGAAAAAAUUGAGGACAGCGCCUUUCAGAGAAUCAUUUUGGACAAACUCAAAGAGAUACAGCCAAAUGGCCUUUCAGAAGAUCAGGUCCAGGUGCUGAAGUCCGUGUCCAGGAACGCAUCAGUGGAUGAAAUAAGUAAAUGGAACAUCACUAAACUUGACACACUGGCAGCGCUCAUGAAUCCCAAUGAUGGCGAAUGGUCCUCUGCACAGAGCAAUCUAAUCAUUGCCAAAUACCUAAACGCCAACAACAAUCUGACCGCCACUGAGCUGAAUGUAGUGAAAGGACCAAAUCUCUGCUCUCUGAAUAGCAGCGUGUUGUCAACAAUAUUGCCUGAAAAUAUGCAGGAGUCCGAAGCCUUGAAUGUGUCAAAAUGUUCAUCCGAGAACAAGAAGGCACUCUUCACCAUCGCUAACAAAGCAUUUCCCAUUUCCAAAGCAGCCAGUCAACGCAUCCUGUCAGCUUUCCAGCUCAUUGAAACCUAUCUCGGAGGUGCAGAUCUAAGCUACAUUAGGAGUCUGUCAUCAUACGGUGUCAGCAUGAGCCUGUCCACUUUUAUAACUCUGGAUCCAAGCGUGAUCUCGAGCCUCAGCAUAGCAGAAGUAGUGGGUCUUCUUGGUAACAAUUUGCAGGAUCUAAAAACAUUUGAAAACCAAACAGUCGUGCGAAGCUGGAUCUCACUGCAGUUACAGUCAGAGCUGAAUAAACUCAAUCUCACUCUGACUGGAGGAAGAGCAGAAGACACAACAACUACUGCAACGACUACCACCACUACCACUGUAACAACUAAGGCUACCACUGCCAAAACUACCGCAGGCACUCCAGGAAUUGGACCCAGUGGAUUGACAGUUUCCUUCAGCAUUUUAAUACUUUAUCUAUUUACCAUUAUCAAAGUGGAGAUUAUGUAGCAGCACCGACCCCAAAUUAGCCACACUGUAAUCAUCUUACCAAGAUGAUAUAUCUGUGAGACUCUGUAGAUGAAGGAAUACAGAAUAUUAUAGUCUACUUAAUCUGUUUAUAAUCACAUAUUUUCUUUGUCAUCCUAUUAUUCACUGAUUCAUAAUAUUCCUAAGUGUACAUGACAAAUUGUCAAAAAAGGAAUGUUCCACUAAUAGUCAAAACAAAGGAUCUGUAGCAUUUUGAUUGAAAUACUUGUUCAAUACUGUCUCAAACUAUAAAACUUCUAUCUUUAAGUGUUUCAGACAUUUAGAAUCAUUAUAUGAAUUCCUUGUGCUUUUCUUGAAUAUGACAUAAAAAUGCAAUUUGUUCUAUGACUGGUACCUUUUUAUUUGUGAUCAUAACAAAUAAUGUAAAAUGUAGUCAUACAGAAUUUAAUAAAAGGUACUCUAUGAGGAACAAAACA